Messenger RNA from Saccostrea cuccullata (small rock oyster), 856 nucleotides. RefSeq lists its product as uncharacterized. Bases 107 to 856 code for a protein of 249 amino acids. The transcript has 4 exons. Lineage: Eukaryota; Metazoa; Mollusca; Bivalvia; Ostreida; Ostreidae. The record is from RefSeq and is a predicted model, not a curated record.
UUCUUGGAGGAGUGAUAGCACAAGGUGUUAUCCUGGAUAUUGCGCUGGGGAGCUUGCGGCUAACUGCAACUGUACUACAGGUUUUACUGGAAGACAUUGCGAACAAAUGACAGAAUAUGCAGAUAUUCUUGACAAUCUCUUCAAGCUAAAACACAACCACCAUGUGUUGACUAAUCCCUCAGACUCGGUAGACCCUGGUCCUCAUCCUGUGGUAUGGUCUAACUAUAAAGACUGGAACAUUGUAGAGACGAUAUGGAAUGCUAAAUAUGUAAUAAAAGAGAGGUUGCAUACAGAUAAAGACCACUAUAUCAGAAAGUUUGUUUAUGGGAUUAUAAAUGCCUCUACUACUUUGAAUUACACCUCUAUUGUUUGGGAUACAGUAAAAACAAUGCUGAAUACAACAAACACAAUGGGGUUGUCCAAUUCGUCAAAGGAAACGAAUUCUACAGAGGAAACCACCUUUAAUGUCACUCAUGUUCCAAGAGAAAUUCAGGUUAUUAAUUCAUACAGAUGUUCUCAAGCGUCAUCUGAAAAACCAGCAACAGCUCCAUUUCAAUGUAAAAAAGAUUUUUUACUGGAAUCUGGAUCGAAACCUUUCAAUUUUAGCACCGGAGAUACGUUAUCAUUUACAAUAGUGGCGAAAAUUGGAGGACAUCUAGUUAUGGAAAAUAGAGAAAAGAAAUACAAUGAGACCCAUUCAUUAGUGGGAACCACCAAAACUCUACAAUAUGUCUUUCGCUGGGACUUUGUUCUUCCUUAUCACUGUAUAGAAUCUGCAAAAACAAUAAAUGAUGAUUGCAAAGAGCCUCUUACUGUUCCUGAACUGACAGAAAAUGUAAGCUUUGAGUAUAUUUAA